AUGGACUCCAAGGCUGGUCAACUGCCGGUGCAGGGUCCCUACCUAGUUCCUACGCGUCCGACACGGUCUGCGUCGUUCUUUACGAUCAUCCUCGCCGUCUCAGGAUGGGUCCUACUCUCCGCGUUCCUUCCGGGCAAGUCCCUCGUUUCGAUCCACGUCGACUUGGGCCGUAGUGCCCACAAAGUCGAGCAGAAUGAGAGCGUCGUGGUUCAUGCAGCAUCGACGGAGCCUGGCGACGCAUGGCGCGACGACGUUUGGCCGCUGCGGCCCCAGAAGCACUGGGACAUCUCGACGGACUUUUCGUACCCGCGCAAGCUUGAUUUCGACGUAACGGAAGGAACGUGGAUGCGCCUUGACGUCCAUCCACAUACGGGCGACAUCGUCUUCGACCUCCUUGGCGACAUCUACUGCCUCCCCGCGUCCGCAUACCUGCAUCGCGACUCCGACGCGCCCACUCAAGCUGUCCCGGUCCUUAUCGGCGUGCCGCACGACACGGACCCACACUUCUCACCAGACGGCAGGCUACUAUCAUUUACGAGCGAUGCGGGGCUCGGCGUGAACAACGUAUGGGUGACCGGGUGGAAAGGCAACUGCCAGGCGAUGGACGUCAAAGCGCUAGGAUUUCAGGAUAACGCUGAGCGGGAUGCGAACUUGCUCGCCAUGGGCGUGAAAGAGACGGAGGAAAGACGUCGCAGGAGAUUGGUCCGAGAAGGACGCGCCGAAGCGGUACGUGUCACGAACGAAACCUACCGUUUCGUCACCGACGCGCGUUUCCACCCUUCUGGUUCGUCUGUCGUUGCCACGAAAUGGUACACGUCCACUCGGUCGGUUGGUGCCGGGGAAGGCUGGUUGUACGAUGUUCCGAACGGAGUGAAGGUCGUCGAACCCGGAUCAGGCAAGAGGGCUGUCGGGAGAACGCUGCCGGCAGGUUGGACGGUCGAACAAUAUGGCGAGCAGCAAGUUGGCCCAGAGCAGUUCAUCUGGAGAGGAAACGACACCGUUAUAUUUUCGAAGAACGUCAUCGACGUUGAUGGCACGUUCCAAUACAGCAAAAACGUUCAUGCCGGGAUAUACGCACUAUUCCAAAAGAACCUCACCACUAACGUCACUGAGGAACUAGUCAGCGCGGUCCCCGGCGGGGCGAGCAGACCGGAACUUUCGCGUGAUAGGCGCACACUUGCGUUCGUGCGGCGCGUGAACGACCACGAAGUGCUCGUGCUGAAAGACCUAGAGACAGGCACGAUCCACUACGCGUUUGACGGCCUCACAUACGACGCGACUCCCAUCUACGCGCCUAUGAACACCUACCCUUCCUUCACGUUCACACCCGCUGAUGACGCCAUCAUCAUCUGGGCUGCAGGACAGAUUUACCGCGUCCCGCUCAUCCUUAACGCCCGCGGUGAGCGCGUUUCCGACUUCAGUUCCUUGCCGCAGGCCAUCCCGUUCUCCGCGCACGUGGAGAUUCGGCUAGCGGAGACGCGCAGCAUCGCAAAGGACAUCGUCGAACUGGAGACGGCCGACACCCAACGCGUGUACGCAUUCACAGAGCUUGCCGUGGACGAGGCAGGAGAUCGCAUCGUCGCCCAAGCCGCAGGCAAGACAUACGUUGUUGACGUCGAGACGCGCAAAGCGAGGAAGGUGCCGACGCUGGACCGGGACGCGCCAUACUAUUCGCCCUCAUUCGUUCCCGGGGGACCGCUCGUGAUCCACCAAAGGUGGUCAGAUGUCAACUUCACCUCCUUCGAGAUCGCCGAUCUCUCCACUGGCACAGCGCACGCCGUCGCGGGCCUACCCUUCGGCAGGUACUACUCACCGGUUGUCUCCCCGUGCUCGUCGACGAGCGGGGACAAGAGGACCGUCGCAUUCGUCCGCACGGGAGGAGACUGGUUGUCGGGUAACAUCGUCGCCACCGCCGGCGCUGGGUUGUACGCCGGAGAGCUCGACCUCUCUGACCUCACAAAUGUCUCGCUUGGGCACCUUCGGGCCGUCCCGCUAGCGUCUGGAAUCGGAGGGAAGCCGCGCUUGCACUUCACGGGCAAGUGCGGAAAGGGAGCUGGCACUCUUACGAUUGAGACGGAUGAUCGCGCGUUCGUCGUCAACCUCGACGGCACGCCCAGUGCGCUGGGGCAGUACGAGACGAAGACGAUCGCGACUGGGCGGAUGUCUUCAGAGGUCGCUGUCGGAGACGGGUACGCGGCCUUCGUCGAUUUCCAGCACGUGUACGUCGCGCCUUUCGACAGCGCGGAUAACCAGGGACCAUUAUGGAGCAAACCCGGUAACGCUACUGAAGGGCUUGCAAGAGUCAGCCUUGACGGAGGCCACGACAUCGCAUGGAGCUCGGAUGGGAAGAAGCUGUUCUGGUUCCUUGGCCCGUACCUGCACUACCUCGAGGUUUCCAAGCUCCGAGACUGUACGAACGCGAUAAAGCACGACGGCUUGACCUUCGGCAUUGACUGCACUAAGAACUUGUUGAAUUAUCAGGAAGUCGUAGUCGAGUACGCCACAGACAUCGGAAGGCUCAAGGCGGACGUUGCCAGUUAUGGAAACAGUGGCGACGGCACCCUCAUCGUCCUAAACGCCAAAAUCUUGACUAUGAGUGCGGGAUCGUCUCUCGACGCCGACCUCAUACCUCGCGGUAUUCUCGUCGUCAGAAAUGGCGUGGUCGUUGCCGUCGUUGGCGCGGAUGCAGCCGAUUUCGAGGUGCCGACGUCGGCGUUUGUACUCGAUGCUCGAGGAGGCUUCGUGAUCCCAGGCUUCAUCGACAUGCACGCGCACUGGAACGGGUUUGGUGUCCUUCAUCCGGCCCGCAGCUGGGAGCAUCAGACGUUCCUCAGCUACGGCGUCACAACAAUGCACAAUCCCAGCGCCGACACUGUGAAGGCAUUUAACGAGCGCUUCCGAGUGGAAAGCGGGCAGAUGUUGGGCCCGCGCAUCUUCCAGACCGGACAAGUGAUUUAUGGCGCCGGAGGGCCCGGCUACCACGAAGAUAUCGUCGAUAUGAAUGAAGCGCAUUCAGCACUAAUCAGAAUCAAGGCCGAGGGUGGACCUUCAGCCUUCUCGUACAAAAAUUAUCAGCUGCCGAUCCGCGCUUCCCGACAAAGGUUAUUACUGGCCGCUCGCAAUUUAUCUAUGAUCUGCGUACCUGAGGGCGGCAUGAACUUCGACUGGGAUCUUACAUACAUCAUCGAUGGCAUGACGACUGUCGAACACAACAUCCCUGUCCCUCUGCUUUACGACGAUGUUUUGCGCCUAUACGCGCUCAGUGGCACAGCCGCCGUCCCUACACACAUCGUCAAUUACGGAGGACCCAUGGGCGAGCAAUUGAUCUGGGCGACGGAGGACAUUCCCAACGAUCCCAAGCUCCGUCGCUUCAUGAGGCACGAUCUCCUCGCCGGGAUCGCCGAAUCCACGGCGCGGCCCAAGAACUCCUACGCCGUGUUCAACGUUUCUUCAUCGAUCGCAAAGAUGGUGCACGACCAUGGCUUGCGAGCGCACAUCGGCGCUCACGGCGAACAACCGCUUGGUCUCAACUACCACGCGGAGAUGUGGUUCGCGAGGCAAGGUGGUCUGACGAACUACGAGGUCAUACGCGCGGCAACUUCGGACGCCGCGAAGACGCUCGGGCUUGACAGCUCCUUGGGAUCCCUGAGCCCCGGAAAACUCGCCGACUUUGUCGUCUACCCGCCAGGCGUGGACCUGCUUGAGGGCGACAUCCGGAGCACUCGCGACAUCCGAUACGUGGUCAGGGGCGGCAGGGUGUUCGAUGCUGACUCCAUGCGCGAGAUCUGGCCUGCGAGAGGCCGCAAGGCGCAGAUGAGCCCCAUUAACCCGCAGUGA
Messenger RNA from Punctularia strigosozonata HHB-11173 SS5, 3837 nucleotides. RefSeq lists its product as uncharacterized. Gene Ontology annotation, molecular function: hydrolase activity, acting on carbon-nitrogen (but not peptide) bonds. Lineage: Eukaryota; Fungi; Basidiomycota; Agaricomycetes; Corticiales; Punctulariaceae. The transcript is spliced from 15 exons. Bases 1 to 3837 code for a protein of 1278 amino acids. The record is from RefSeq and is a predicted model, not a curated record.